This is a messenger RNA of Saitoella complicata NRRL Y-17804, 990 nucleotides long. RefSeq lists its product as uncharacterized. The transcript is spliced from 3 exons. Bases 80 to 874 code for a protein of 264 amino acids. Gene Ontology annotation, molecular function: protein binding. The record is from RefSeq and is a predicted model, not a curated record. NCBI's taxonomy places the organism in Eukaryota, Fungi, Ascomycota, Saitoellomycetes, Saitoellales, Saitoellaceae.
CGAGACAUGAAGCACAUAAACCCUGUCCACCUCCAAGUGGGAAGAGUAGAACGACAAUACACGACAAUCGGAUCAAACAAUGAACUUGGAAUCCUUGAAGGAUCGCUUCGCCGUUGCUUCGGCGGAUGAGCGAAGGCAACUUAGCAUGCUGGUCGAUGCCUCGAGACCGAGUGACCUAUGGCACCUGCAAUCUGCACUCUCCCGAAAGAAGGGUUCAUACUUUGAUAUCGUGUCUGCUUUGCCGGCGGAGCUGUUGACGGGUUUGCUGGACUUACUGGAGAUUAAUGAUUUUGGGAGAAUGCAGAUGGUCUGUAAGAAGUGGCGGGAGCUGCUGACGUCGCCGCUUCAUGCUCAAUGGGCGCUCAAACGAUACUACCCGCAUGAAUACACGGCGGAUAUCGCGAGAGCGGCAUCGAUAAAUGACGGCCGGUACGCACAGGAGUUCCAAAGAAUCGCGGCACGAGGAUGGGCAAUGCAGACCGGCCACGCGAAGCAAUUCGGCAUCCUAUACCCCGAGGGCGUAGAUCCGGCGAAGCCGGAGGAGACCUCAUACCCGAUCUUCACCAUCUACAAAGAGGGAUGGCUAGUCAUGUACUCACACUACAACUCGGACCCAGCACGACUGAUCACAAUCCGGAAUCUCCAGCACGGACUCGAAGCAGCCAACACAGAACGGAAAACGUUUUUCUAUGCACCGAAUCGGGAACAGAUGGCGUUGAUGUGCGUUGGGGGUGGACAUAUGGCCGGUGUGAGUUUUCGCAGGUAUAGUCAUUUGUUUCGAGGGUUGGUCCUCAUUGUUGUGAUAGAUUGUGUGCUGACGCUGAUGUGUGCAGGACGGCUUAUGUGUGGAAUCUUGUGGAUGGGACGUUGGUGAAUACGUUCAAGUUGGCGAGUGCUGCGGUGCACGCGAUGGAUUGUAAUGAAAAGUAUCUGGCGGCGGCGUUUGAACAUGAGAUCGUUAUGUGGGAUUUGGCAGAGAACAGGCUUGCG